Messenger RNA from Wickerhamiella sorbophila, 1053 nucleotides. RefSeq lists its product as hypothetical. The record is from RefSeq and is a predicted model, not a curated record. The transcript has a single exon. Lineage: Eukaryota; Fungi; Ascomycota; Dipodascomycetes; Dipodascales; Trichomonascaceae. The coding region runs from base 1 to 1053 and encodes 350 amino acids.
AUGGAAGAACCGAGCACACCUCAAAAGGGGCCGUCUACGCCAGACGAGGGGGCGAUUAUAACGCCUGAAACGAUCCAUGGGAAGGUGAAACAAGAGGUGGGUCUAGGAUCUCCAAUCGGCAGGCCGCUAUUCACUGGCGUCGACGCAGGAGGCACCGCUACACCCGCCCAAAGCAGUCCCAUUCGGGAUGCCCAGCCAGGCAAAUUGGCAUCCUCACCGGUUUUGAGCUCAAGUCCAACGUCUAAAACUCCUCAAUCGUUGUCGUUUACCCCAGGAAGGACCACGCGGUAUCCAGCAAGUCCCCAUUUCGACCGGCCAUGGCAUUCGACCAGAGUGCCGUCGUCGUCGGGUCGAGUGUCGCUGCGGGAUUCAAAGCCAAGUAUUCCGCCUGUUCCUCUUGCCACGAUGUUUUUGAGAAAAGAGGACAUUGCUUCAUUACCGGACGACAAGGUUCGAGACGAAUUGGCUAAAGCACUGGACGAGGUCUCCAUGUAUGAAAGAGCGGCUCACCAGUUCCGUUCUAUGGCCAGCAACUAUCUCUUACAAAACAAACUGUUGACAAUUGAGACCCACGAAAGCAUGCAAAGACACGAGGUCGAGACCAACCUUGCUAAAAAGGAGGUCCAGCGUCUUGCCGUCGAUGCCAACGGCUACUCUGAAGGAGUAGAAUCGCUAACCCGCAAACUCAAACGUACAAGGCUGCGCGUACGCGAGUUAGAGUCACAAUUGAGCGAUAGAGAUAGAGAACUACGAACACUGAAACGCCAAUUGCAGGACCUUGAGUACACCAGGGCACCUGUGCUACCCGCAAUGAAACCAAUGAAUGAGCCUUCUCUCACAGUUAAUACCACACUCGCAAGACAAUCAAGCGCAAACCUGCAGAAUCCUCGGGAACCACUGAGUGGACUGGACAUUCUUGCCAGCCAAGCACUGGAUCAAGAAUUAGCACAACACUCUACGGGACCUAAAGACCGAAGACCGUCUUCAAGCUCGACUAUUUCCCAGCAUUCAGCCGACGAAACGUUCGAGGAUCCCAAUCAAUCGAUGGGCUAA